UGGGCCACGCUGCCAUUGGUUAAAGGCGAUUCAAGGAGAGAUUGGAGCCAUUUCCCUUUUUCAUGCCUUCAUGGUGGAACUUGAGUGGCGGAGGGAGGCAUCGAGGGAGGCAGAGACAGGGAGGGAUGGCAACCGCGUGCCACCUGCUACCAGCCAAUCCGCCACCGCGACGGCGCCACCGACUCCGCUCCACCGCUGGGCCACUCGCCACCGCUCCACCCAUGGUCCACCAUCACCCUUUUGCUAUGUGAAGAACGUCGUUCCAGAACAUGCCUCGAAUGUAGUGAUAUUUGUUGAUUCUAUAAAUCUAAUCUUUGAGGAAUCAACAAAAAGGAAGCCCUUUGUAUCUCUACCAUUUGCAUGUAUUGAGCCUGGUGAUGAUCAUAGUCUACCAAAUAUUGCACUCAGAUGGAUGUUUCAAGCUACAACCAUGAACUCUCUAUUGACGUGAUCAUUUCUUUGUUACUCUCAGAUAUGGGUGUGACAUCUAUCUUUGUCUAAGAUCUUAUGCAGAGACUUGAUGUUCAUGCUUGCAGAUUAGUUUUGUUGUCUCC
Messenger RNA from Nymphaea colorata (pocket water lily), 554 nucleotides. RefSeq lists its product as uncharacterized. The coding region runs from base 71 to 451 and encodes 126 amino acids. The transcript has 4 exons. The record is from RefSeq and is a predicted model, not a curated record. NCBI's taxonomy places the organism in Eukaryota, Viridiplantae, Streptophyta, Magnoliopsida, Nymphaeales, Nymphaeaceae.